CUCUGCUCCCAGCAGGCCCCUGCGGGAGUCAGGUUGUCCUGUGUGGCCCCUGUUGAUCCCACGGCUCUCGUGCCGUUCACCGGAAGAUCAGUGAGGGGCGGCGGUGUUCAUGCACGUUGGGUCACGGGUCCGAAACUCUUCGUCUGUCUGCCGUCGCACUACAGCCAGUGGUCAUGUGACGCUCUCAAGCCACAGUGGGGCUGUCACAUGACCGCUAAACACAAAUUUGGGCCCUCUGGCUCAGCUUCUUUCCAUUGGCCUGACCCAUGCAUUGGAGCUCUGGUUUCCUCCCGCCCAGUGCCAGCUUCUCUGUCUUCAGGUGGGAUGGAUGUCUCCUGGAGCCUCAUCAUCAUGGCAACCGCCUUCCUGGUGUCCCUGGUUGUCACAACGACGGUCUGUCUGAACUGUAGAAAGGGACGACCUCCAGAAUCCAUCGCUCAAGUCGAGCAGCCUGAUGACAUCAUGUCAACAGAAUUUCCCUUCAUCAGCCCAGCUGACCUCAGCCACACUCUUCCUUCUCGUUUUUCAUCUCUGUUAGUGGAGACUCUGCCCAGAAGAGGCUCGCUGGGUGCGACGGAGACAGACAGCAACCCCAGCUACGUGAACGUGGACCCAGGUUCGGUCUCCACGAGACUGGAUGACCUGGGCUGCCACACCCCCGACUACAUACUGGUGUGUCCGGACGAAGAGCCGCUCAGCAGGAACCCGAGCCAAGCCUCCAUGUCCAGCUCAGGUGACGGUUCCACAUACGUCAACGUGCCUCCAGGAAACCAUGAUUACGUGGAGGUGAAGCCAGACGAUCAAGGCAAAGAAGAAUCUGAAGAUGACGACGACAGCGAGGGGAACUACGUCAACCAGCCAAUGAUGCAGCCCAGUGCAUGAUGGGAGGUGGACCAGCUGCCCAGGAGCAUGAUGGGUAGCAGCUUCCAGCUUCAUUUAAGGAAGAAAACUGACAAAUCCUGAGAAUCUGUGAUACUUUUGUCUGGGGAAACUAAAGCUGUGUUCGAACCCUUCACCUCAGCGUCUGGUCCGUUUGCUGCAGACAGUUGGCCUGGU
Molecule: messenger RNA, 1056 nt
Organism: Synchiropus splendidus (mandarinfish)
Lineage: Eukaryota; Metazoa; Chordata; Actinopteri; Syngnathiformes; Callionymidae
Gene: lat
Product: linker for activation of T cells
Exons: 12
Coding region: 208-882 (224 amino acids)
Source: RefSeq, a predicted model, not a curated record